CCUCUGUGAAUCAACUUGUUGACUCGAAGACGAACAUUGCCUAGUCUACUCCAGCAAAACGCACAGCCACGACUAUCAGCUGCAGGUAUGGACUUUUCGGCAGCUGCGUUUGAUCCUGAACUCAUCGAUCCUGAGGUCAAUGCACUCAACCAAUAUCUGAUUCAGGUCUGCCAGAAGGAAGCCGACGAGAAGCUGAAAUGGUGGGAUAUCGGUGCCCAGGAGUAUCGAGACAGAUUUGCUGCUGGACUCUGUGCCGUUCCCAAGCCUGUUAUUUUGGAGCAUCGCGAUGUGCAGAUACAGUCGAGAGACGCUGGCCGGACCAUCCCCGUUCGUGUAAUGUCUCCUGGAGACGAGGCAGCGGCCAAGGGCAUCUUCAUCCACAUUCAUGGUGGUGGCUGGGUCCUCUUUUCUGCAGCAAGUCAAGACCCGUACUUGACACGCCUAGCAAAAGGAACUGGAUGUGUGGUGUUGUCCAUUGAGUACAGGCUUGCACCAGAGUACCCUAGCCCGAGCCCUGAGAAUGACUGCUUUGAUGUGUGUGAAGCAAUUCUCAAUGGGACAGAUGGUAUUCUGCCUACCAACAGCCCAGCAAGGAAGCGAAUUUUUGCUGGUGGUGAGUCUGCAGGUGGUCAUUUGACCAUGCUGACAGCCCUGGCCAUCAAGGCGAAACUUGGCAAGUCGUUGAAUGGACUAGUCCUCAACUAUGGUGUUUUUGAUCUUUCUGUUACGCCAUCUGCAAUGCAGUCGACAGUUCCUCUGGUUUUGUGCAGAGACGAUAUCCCUGCCUAUUUGAAAGCGUACCUGCCGGAUGCCAAGACGACUGAGGAUUUCCGGGAUCCGGCCAUCUCGCCACUCUAUGCCAAGCUCGACGCUGACUUGCCUCCUGCUUUGUUCCAAUGCGGCACGCUCGAUUGUUUCUUGGACGACACACUGUUUAUGGCUGCAAGAUACACAGCUGCCGGCAACCGUACCAUUACCAAAAUCUAUCCGGGUGCCUCACAUGGUGUGACGACCAUCUUUCAAAAACAGGGACAGGCAACUGUAGAUGCCAUGAUUGCUUUUGUCAGCGAGUUGCUUUAGUAGUCAUCUAGCCGUCACCCUGCAUUAGAAAAGUCAGGGGAUUGCGUCUCGCCCAUCUGAAGUGAAGCAUGCACGUGUUUCUUGGCUGGCCAGGGGUCGACGACUGCGCCACAGCUGUCAUUCCUGGCGGUUGAUGAGUCAAUGAUGGGUCCUAGCAGCAGCUGGAGAGUAGAUGGUCUUGUGUAACUGUGUGCUGUGUUUGUGUAGAGAGGAUGGAGGUGCCUGCCUACUGAACAGCCAUUACCAGUACAAGAUACAGCAGUAUACUCAGUAUAUUCAGUAUUCUGCUGCUGAUCUGUCUUGCUCGAAAUAGCACUCCGGAGGCUGGCCCGCAGACAAAGCAGAAAAUACAAAUACAAGU
Molecule: messenger RNA, 1441 nt
Organism: Protomyces lactucae-debilis
Lineage: Eukaryota; Fungi; Ascomycota; Taphrinomycetes; Taphrinales; Protomycetaceae
Product: Alpha/Beta hydrolase protein
Exons: 3
Coding region: 88-1080 (330 amino acids)
Biological process (GO): triglyceride catabolic process
Cellular component (GO): cytosol
Molecular function (GO): triacylglycerol lipase activity; sterol ester esterase activity
Source: RefSeq, a predicted model, not a curated record